Messenger RNA from Dicentrarchus labrax (European seabass), 3708 nucleotides. RefSeq names its product protocadherin alpha-3-like. The record is from RefSeq and is a predicted model, not a curated record. Lineage: Eukaryota; Metazoa; Chordata; Actinopteri; Moronidae. Gene Ontology annotation, cellular component: plasma membrane. The coding region runs from base 329 to 2698 and encodes 789 amino acids. Gene Ontology annotation, molecular function: calcium ion binding. Gene Ontology annotation, biological process: homophilic cell-cell adhesion. The transcript is spliced from 2 exons.
AACUUGAAAGAAGAAAAAGCCUUUCCAAUGUUGGGAUAUCUUGCCUCUAAACAUCUAUGUAACUAAAUAUUUCAACGCUUGGUGUCAGUGUACUUCAGUGAUUCUGUGCAUCUGGUGGCACUUUACGUCACGAGCUGUAUUUCGACGAGCCCUUGCAUUUUUCUCAAACAGCAAACCUGAGCGUAACACCGCGAUUGGCAGCAACGAGUCUCUUUAUUUUAAGCAGUUUUGUACAAACAAAUCUGUGGCAUCGUUUAGGAACAUGAGGCAUUAAGUCUCAUUGACAUCACGACGUAGUUACUGGACUGUGUUUUAUCGCCUUCAAGUCAUGGAACAAAGAGGAUGUAGAGAGCGACAGUGUUGGUUUGCCUUCAUGGUUGUUUUGGAUAUUCUAUGGAGCGGAGCUUCUGCACAGAUAAGAUAUUCGAUAUCUGAGGAGGUUCAAGAUGAAACCGUCGUCGGGAAUAUAGCCAAGGAUUUGGGAUUAGAUAAGAGUGCACUCAAAGACAGAGGAUAUCGCAUUGUAACAGGCUCUACUGAACCCCUGUUUCACGUGAAUCAAAAUGAUGGCAUCUUGUAUGUGAAAAGAAGAAUAGACAGGGAGGAGGCGUGCGACCGGAGCAGUCCAUGUUUGAUAAAUCUGAAAACCGUGCUAGAAAACCCGCUGGAGAUCCACUACGUGGUAGUGGAAAUACUUGAUGUAAAUGAUCACUCGCCGGUGUUUCCGGAGAAAGAGAAAAGGCUUGAGAUUUCUGAGUCAGCCUUACCAGGAGCGAGAUUUCAACUACAGGCUGCGCGCGACUCUGAUGUAGGCCAGUACUCCAUUCAGCAAUAUAAACUCAGCCAUAACGAAUAUUUUAGAUUAGAAGUGAAGGACAGAGGCGAGGACCGUAAAGUGCCAUUUUUAGUUCUGCAGAAGCAGCUGGAUAGAGAGACAGCCGGGAAACUUAAGCUACGUUUAAUAGCCGCUGAUGGAGGAAAACCAUCGAAGUCUGGCUCUAUAGAAAUAAUUGUGGAUGUCCUUGAUGUUAAUGACAACUCCCCGGUGUUUACCAAUGAGCUGUAUUCUGCUUCACUAAAAGAAAACGUUCCUGUUGGCACUUUAGUGAUUCAGGUGAAUGCCACAGAUUUGGACAUGGGUGCAAAUGGCGAAAUAAUAUACUCAUUUGGUAACGAAGUUGAUUCAAAAUUAAUGGAUGUCUUUAGUAUAGACGCAAACACCGGUGAAAUUAAAGUGACCGGUCAGAUAGAUUUUGAGGAAAGUAAAAGUUAUGAAAUUGACAUUCAGGCGUCCGAUAAGGGACCAGUUCCACUAACAACUGACAAAAGUGUGAUGAUAACUGUUAUUGAUGUGAAUGAUAAUGCACCCGAGAUAGAAGUGACAUCUUUUUCUAGCUCUAUCAAGGAGGAUUCAAAGAUAGGAACUACAGUUGCCCUGAUUAGUGUCAGUGAUUUAGACUCUGGAAUCAAUGGUAAAGUAAUUUGCAUAAUUAAAGAAGAUGUCCCUUUUACGUUAUCUCCAUCAUUGCAAGAAAACAUGUAUGCGGUUGUAACCAGGUCGCAGUUGGACAGGGAAAUUAUUUCACAAUUUGACGUCACAAUUAUUGCAAAAGACACAGGAGACCCUGUAUUUUCAACUGACAAGACCAUAAGCAUAGUAGUAUCAGAUGUAAAUGACAACAGUCCACGGUUUUUGUCAAGUCCAUAUGUAUUUUAUAUCACCGAGAAUAACAUUCCCGGAGCCUCAGUAUUUUCAGUAAAAGCCUCUGAUCGUGAUGAAGGUGAUAAUGCUCUCAUUUCAUAUAAUAUUUUGAGAGAAGCCAGCAGGGAUACUAAAUUGGCCUCAUUUUUAAAUAUAAACUCUGAUAAUGGAGAUAUUUUGGCGCUAAAAAGUUUUGACUUUGAAACUCUGAAAACGUUUCAGUUCCAAGUUGUUGCCUCAGAUUCUGGAACUCCGUCACUAAGCAGCAACGUCACAGUGAACGUGUUCAUUCUGGAUCAGAACGACAACGCUCCAGUCAUCCUGUAUCCAGUCAGCUCCAACGGUUCUGCUGAAGGUGUGGAGGAGAUUCCCCGCAAUGUGAACGCAGGACACUUGGUGACUAAAGUCAGAGCCUAUGACGCUGAUAUAGGAUAUAACGGCUGGUUACUGUUUUCACUGCAGGAAGUUACUGACCACAGUCUCUUUGCUUUGGACCGCUAUACAGGACAGAUCAGAACACUUCGCUCAUUCACAGAGACAGACGAGGCCGAGCAUAAACUGGUCAUACUGGUGAAAGACAAUGGGAACGUUUCACUCUCAGCAACAGCUACUGUGAUUGUCAAACUUGUGGAGCCCAAAGAGGCUUUUGCAGCUUCUGAUGUUAAAAGUGCAACAAAGGAUGAGGAGGGGAAUGAUGUGACUUUUUAUCUGAUGAUAACUUUGGGCUCAGUUUCAGUACUUUUCCUCAUCAGUAUCAUCGUGCUGAUUGCAAUGCAGUGCUCUAAAUCUACAGAUUAUACUUCUAAAUAUCUACAAGAGCCUAAUUAUGACGGGACACUGUGUCACAGCAUCCAGUACAGAUCUGGAGACAAACGGUACAUGUUAGUUGGACCCAGGAUGAGUAUAGGAUCUACUAUAGUGCCGGGCAGCCAUGCGAAUACACUAGUGCUCCCUGACAGGAGGAGUGCACCAGGAGAGAGAUCCGAACAGAUGUAGGUCUGCACUGCUCUUGUUUGGCAUCAGUGCUCAUACAGCCUCAACAUCUGCUGCUGUACUUAGGUCAUCACUGCAUGCCUGGAGGAUUGAACUGACUGAGGGGUCAGGGCAAGGAUGCAUGCAAGACAGCCAGCUAUUAUGUGGAAAACUAGUGGAUACACAGUUGGUUGAAAAUCAACUUUGAGUUCAGCCUGUUGAUAACCUAAAGAAAUGUCCAGUUUCCUGAGACCAUUCCUAAGAUGUAUAUGAUAUCUGAUUGAAAGAAUGCAUGAAUGGGUGAAAUCAAAAGUCAGCUGUUUAAACUUUGGAUGCUGCCUUGGUAAGAGGAUUGCCUUCUUACAGCAGUAUCCCUGCACUCCUCACUAUGGGGUAGAUGGGAUAUAUGCCCAUACACUUGUCUGAUUAAUACCCUAUGUUGUAUUUACUUCUGGCCAUGCAUGGAUGGGAUCAGCUGUUGGUUGUUAGAGGGAUCCAGUCUCUAGCUGCAGGGUUCCUCCUCCCCCUGUGGCUAUUUGACCCCGCAUUGCUUAGUGACAAAGUGCAGCGUGACAGUUACAUGCUAUUUUCUGUGAGUUUUGUGUAGCUAUGAGACUGACAGGAAUAAAAAUCACUCUGCUCAGUUUUAAGGCUUUGAGUUGAACUAAAUUGUCUGAAUACUAAUACAUAAACUACUUUGUAUAUCUGUUGAAUUAUGUUUCAUUAUUUAGUAGGCAAGCCUGAUAGUCAAACUGUAAAUUAGUGUUUGUUUUUAUUUUUCCUUAUAAGUUAAAUGUUAAAGAUGCAAGUUUUCACCUGGCUUCAGCUAUUUUACUACAAAAGAGCUUUUCUGUUAAAAGGUAAACAUACUCAGUAUGCACUGUAUGUAUUUACAGAAAAAUAAUUAAUUGUCUGUGUAUCAGGGCUGCAUAUGGAGUCACUGUGCUGUUAUCAAGUGUGUGUGAUAGCAUGACUUUGAAAUAAUUGUAGAUACUGAAAAAAAGACACAGAUUAAAGCUACAGCCUGAAAGGUC